CUAAAAGCCCGCCAUGGCGUCUCUGGGAUUGGCGGGAGCGCCCGCCGCGGCGGAGUGCACGUACGGAGGGCGCAAUGCGCAGUGGCUCUCGCAGGAGCUCCCCCGUCUUCUCUCAAUGCAGAGAAAUCUUCCUGGCAAUGGUCUUGUUCUUAGCCGUGGAUCAUGGUCUUGGGAUCGUCACGAGGCUUGCCACUAUCAGUUUCGAGGGAUUAUGAGGUUUUCUAACAUGACGAGACGCCACGAGCUGUUCAUUGCCGAGACCCAAGGGAAGCUCCAGCUCCUCUCGGAAGGCUCAGUCGAGUCGAUCAAAACGAAGCUCAAGAUUCUUUCUAGACAUCCAGGAAACAAGCCAGAGCCGAGGAACGAUUGCUACUGGCCUGCUUACAUAACUAGAGCUGGAGAAAGCACGUCGAUAGAGGUGGUGGUCGAUGUCGAAUCGCAUAGUCCUUUGCUCCUCUCGGAUUUGCAGGCUCUUUGCGUCGAGAUGGAGUAUGUUUGUUAUGGUCCUCAUGGACGGACAAAUCAUUCUCAACACGUCGUUCUUCCAACGCACUACCCCGAUUCGCCUUCCAAGGCUUCGGAGGCGUUGAAGAUACAGCCGAUCUGCACACAUCUUCUGUGCCAUCUAGAUGAUCCUCUGGAGGUUCUUAAAAGAUACGCGCUUCCAUACGUCAAGCCGGGCGAUGUCAUCGCCAUAGGAGAGACGCCACUUGCCAUAAUGCAAGGGCGUUACCGUCAUCCUACAAGCUUGCAACCUGGCCUUCUUGCAAAGCUGGUGUGUCGUCUCUUCCAUCCAACAUCGUCCCUCGCUACCGCAUGUGGUAUGCAGGCUUUGAUUGACAUAUCUGGGAAGCUCAGGAUUGUCUUUGCGGUCGUCAUUGCAGUUAUUGCAAGAACAUUCGUAGACUAUUUGGGCAGCGAGGCAUGUUCUACCGACUAGCCGGGGCACAGGCUAGGCUGAUCGAUGAUGUUACCGGAACUCUCCCACCUUACGAUCAAUUCAUAACACUUGGGCCGGUUCACACUAAAGCCACCGUGGAUGCUCUCAAAGCUAAAACAG
Molecule: messenger RNA, 1060 nt
Organism: Selaginella moellendorffii
Lineage: Eukaryota; Viridiplantae; Streptophyta; Lycopodiopsida; Selaginellales; Selaginellaceae
Exons: 13
Coding region: 14-940 (308 amino acids)
Source: RefSeq, a predicted model, not a curated record